This is a messenger RNA of Periophthalmus magnuspinnatus, 1954 nucleotides long. It is a transcript of the gene ccdc25, whose product is annotated as coiled-coil domain containing 25. The record is from RefSeq and is a predicted model, not a curated record. The transcript has 9 exons. NCBI's taxonomy places the organism in Eukaryota, Metazoa, Chordata, Actinopteri, Gobiiformes, Gobiidae. Bases 141 to 764 code for a protein of 207 amino acids.
AGUUCAACGUGAUAAAAGUGACAGCACGGGCUUCUACUCAAAAUCUACUGCUUUUUUUUCUCUUUUAUUACCCAUCAAAACGACAGAGCUGUUCUGUUUCCAGUUUUAUUCACUUAUGAACUAUUUUUCAUUCAAAUAAGAUGGUGUUUUACUUUACAAGUGCCGUUGUGAAUCCUCCUUACACUAUAUACAUGGGAAAAGAUAAGUAUGAGAAUGAGGAUUUGAUAAAGUAUGGGUGGCCUGAAGACAUAUGGUUUCAUGUUGACAAGCUGUCUUCUGCUCAUGUUUAUUUAAGACUGCCGAAGGGACAUACCAUAAAUGACAUUCCAUCUGAAGUUCUAAUAGACUGUGCACAGCUGGUGAAAAACAACAGCAUUCAAGGCUGCAAAAUGAACAACAUUAAUGUGGUUUAUACAUCAUGGGCGAACCUAAAGAAGACUGGAGACAUGGAUGUGGGACAGAUUGGCUUCCACAAACAGAGAGAGGUAAAACUUGUAGCGGUGGAAAAGAAAGUAAAUGAAAUUGUGAACCGCUUGGAGAAGACCAAAGUGGAGCGCUUCCCAGACCUGGCAGCUGAGAAAGAGUCUAGAGACCAAGAGGAGAGGAAUGAGAAGAAAGCACAACUACAGGAGCAGAAGAGAAAAGAGAAGGAGGAGCAGAAGAAGAAAAAGGAGAUGGAGGAACUCAGAAACUACACAUCAUUGAUGAAGUCUGAGAAUAUGCAAACGAAUGAGGAUGGCUAUGACUCAGACGACUUCAUGUAAAGUGAGAAGAGCAGAUCUUGUGGACUGUCAGAUCUCUGAACUGGACCCUCUUUGCUGCUUCCACUGGCUGCUACUCUCUGCAUCUUUACUAACAAAGACUUUUGGAGAUAUUUUGGAGCGGAUUUGAGCCAAUGAGGGACAGCACUGCGACUUUCAACUCGCUGAUUGACUCGUACUGCUACUAUAUAUUGAAAUAACAAAUCUAAAAGGGUUUUUUGUUUUGUUUUUUUUAAUUGGCUUUGCCCUUUGUUUGGGAGCACUAUUUUUCAGUCUAUGCAUGUUCAAUUUUACUUUAUACAGAGAAAACCGUGCCAAUUAACACCGCCUACUGAGCAACAUUAUCACUUCAACAAAUAGACAGUGAAAACUGCUAAGUCAGAUACCAAAACACCCAAUAAAAAGGCUGAAAUGAAGUAGUAUGUUCCUUACUAUUGACGGAUCGUAAAAUAUCCAAACACUUCAGUACUAAAGGACCCCCAACAGUGUGUAGAAAGACAUUUUGACCUUGGCUCUUAAGAAAUCACAACAAAAACCAGGUUGAAUAUACCGGUCCAUGACUAGAGGCAAUCAUGCAGGUGCUGUUAUCAGACUACUGUCAGUCCAAAAAUAAAAGAAAACUGAGACUUAGUUUAGAGCUUUAUUACAAAUUAAUAACACAAAGUAAGACAUUGUCAUAAUUGUUCAAACUUUUUCACAUAGAAGGUUAGCUGAUCAGAAUGGUUUGGUUUUGUCUGAGGCCGACAGAUGCGCCACAUUGGUACAAAGUGAAUGUUUCACGGAAAACACAGAUAAAACUCAUUAACCUUCAAGUAUGAGCACUGGACCAGAGACGCAGCAGGAAGAGAAAGUACUUUGUAAGACAAAGAUGAGAACAAGAACAGACAGCUGGUAGGUUCCUUCUUCAUUAUAAGAAUCCAGAUUAAAUUCAUCUUCUGAAUAAAUAUAUGCACCAGCAGAUCUGACCAUAUUGACAAAUGUCAUUCAAAGUUAAAAACACAAAUACUGAUACCUGAAGUACUUUAUGGUCAAUAGUGAUAACAGAAAAGUGGCCCCAUGGUUUGCAGCUGGUGCCUUCAGUGGCUCGGAAAAGUCUGGAAUUCCUUAUUUGGUCAUUGCCCUGCCCUUUCACUUAGUCUUAAGAAAACGCUUUAGAAAUUUUUAAAUAAAAUUGUCUAUAAACAAUCUACAAA